UCCAAAGAUUUUUUAUGUCCGAACAAAAGAUACUUCGGGUAUGAUCAUUGGUAGAUUAUAUAAUUGUUCUCUUCAUGGUGUGUGAUCAUCAUCUGUUCUUCAUUGGUACACAUUGCAGUUGUCCUUUUUUCUAGUGUUGUCCUUUUUGUUAGAUGAUGUUCCAAUGCCAGAUAUUUUGAUGAUGCCAGAUAUAAGCUAGCUUCGCCGCCUCACAGCUACAGCAAGACCCUGAAUUGGGCAGCAUCGUGAAGGACAAGAAGUCACUAUGAUGACUGCUCGAGGGUCACCAAGGUUGAGCCUCCUCAAAAAAGCUGUCGAAAGGGAUAGAGCAUCACCUCCUACAAGCAGUGUGACAAAGAGGAGGAGAGGGUCUCCCAAAGAAGAUAGAGCACAGUGGAAUGCAAGCCUUGAGAAAGAUCUUGUGGACUUGCUUCGUGAGCAUGAUACACCUGAACAUAAGGGCCAAAAUGGAUGGAGCUCAGAAGCAUGGAAUACGAUAGUGAAGAAAUUCCACCAAAAGAAUCCUUAUGCUAGGUACGAGAAGAAGAAAAUCCAAGAACAGGAAAAAGAGUUGAAAAGAGAAUACAAGAAGAUCAAAGAGAUAAGGAAGCAAAGCAGCGUUUCAUGGGACGACCGGCAGUGCAGGAUUCUAGCGGAUCCACCACUUUGGAAAAACAUCAUCAUAUCACACCCUAAAGCUGGAAAGUUCAAGACAAAAGGCUUCCCUCUUUUUGAAGCUUUGGGAGAAUUGCAUGAUGGUUAG
Molecule: messenger RNA, 763 nt
Organism: Triticum urartu
Lineage: Eukaryota; Viridiplantae; Streptophyta; Magnoliopsida; Poales; Poaceae
Source: RefSeq, a predicted model, not a curated record